Messenger RNA from Nicotiana attenuata, 1191 nucleotides. RefSeq names its product NAC domain-containing protein 59-like. Gene Ontology annotation, biological process: regulation of DNA-templated transcription. Lineage: Eukaryota; Viridiplantae; Streptophyta; Magnoliopsida; Solanales; Solanaceae. The transcript has a single exon. Gene Ontology annotation, molecular function: DNA binding. The coding region runs from base 1 to 1191 and encodes 396 amino acids. The record is from RefSeq and is a predicted model, not a curated record.
AUGACUAUCAGCAGUAAAACAAGCCAUAAUUAUGCUCCAUAUCCAGUACUGGGAAUCAGGUUUCGACCCACUGAUGAAGAGCUUAUUCGCUAUCUACUCAAAUUCGUUUCUUGCAAGUCUUUCUCAUGUGAUCAUAUUCGAGUUGAGGAUCUUUACGGGAAUAAGAAGCCAUGGGAGAUUUUCCAAAACAAUUUUCUAGGAGAGGAUACAAAGGUAAACUAUUUCUUUACUAAGUUGAAGAGAAGAAAACAAGGUGGUUUAAGGUUCAGUCGAGGGCUGAUUGGAGAAGGCUGUUGGAAAGGACUUGACAAAAGCAAACCAGUUUUUAAAGGGUCAAAGUUGGUUGGGUUGAAGAAAAGUUUUCGAUAUCAAGAAAAAGAUAGCUGCACGGAGAAAAGUGGCGAUCAAGGAAGUAAAAAUAUUGUUUGGAAUAUGAAAGAGUAUAGUCUUAAUGACAACAUACUAAAGGUGUUAAGAGAAAGAAAUAUAAUUCAGCAUGAGGACUAUGUUUUAUGCUGCAUUAAGCGUAAAUUUGUUCAUGCUAAUGAUCAUAAGGAAUUAGGAGAUCAUAUGGAAAUAGCUAGUGGAAACACUGUUGUUGCUGUUAUGGAUGCCAUGCUUUCGACAACUCAAGAACAUGAGCUUGACUAUGUUACAAGUUCUUCAGGGACAGAUUUUCAUGAUUCAAGUUCUUCAUAUCAAGGGACAGGUUUUCAUGAUUUGUGUCCUUCAAAUCGAUUCACAUCAUUCGAAUAUAAUAAUGUGUUUCAGUUGCAACAAGACCAAAAUAUUGAACAAUUAGUGAAUGUACAAGCGCAGAAUAUUGAAGAGAAGGCACCUUCAGCUCAAAGUCAUGUCGAAUAUGUUGGACGUUCUUCAGAGGAAGGGACAACUUCAAAUCAAUUCACAUACUCACCUGAUAAUAAUGACUUUCAGUUGCAACAUGACCAUAAUAAUAUUGAAUGUGAUCAUAGGGAUACUGUUCCAUCAACAUUGGCUGACGUAAUGAAAAAUAUUGAUCAUGUGGAUAGGAAAGUGUACGAGUACCUCGGUAGUUUUCUAGCAGAAAAAUCAGAUACUGCAGAACCCCAGUUGCCGGAUGAAUCAGGACACGAUCACAUUAUCAUGAGUCCAAUGGCUCAAGGAAGUAGUACUGCUAUGGUUAAUGAAGAAAACAUUAAUGCUGUCUGA